AUGAUGCUAUCUACAAAGGCCUUGGCCUUGGCCAUCAACUGUUUUUUGCCACUUGCCGCUGCGGCUAGUUAUGACUACUGCGCCUGCCAGACAAAGACUGACGGGGCCCUUGACGAUACUAAAACAUCGCUCGUUGCUAAGUCGUGCGGUGACUCUUACAGUUUUGUUUACGGUCCGGCGAUUGAUGACGCGAAUUCUAAGCAGCCCUGGCUUAGACGUGAUAAAGCUGCUGGGCCAAGAUUUCAAGGAUUAUUUCUACAAAGCAUUUUUGGCAAGAUCGAAGGAAACCUGUUCUAUAAUCUAUGCAGGGAUGUUGGGGCUGCAGAUAGUUCGUGUUUCAAUUGUGCAAGGCUCCAGCAGAGUGGUCCAAGUCAGGGAGGAACAUUUCAGUGCACUGAGUAA
Fusarium oxysporum Fo47 is the source of this 402-nucleotide messenger RNA. RefSeq lists its product as uncharacterized. The record is from RefSeq and is a predicted model, not a curated record. Bases 1 to 402 code for a protein of 133 amino acids. NCBI's taxonomy places the organism in Eukaryota, Fungi, Ascomycota, Sordariomycetes, Hypocreales, Nectriaceae. The transcript has 4 exons.